This is a messenger RNA of Eruca vesicaria subsp. sativa (arugula), 1575 nucleotides long. The record is from the annotation of a GenBank genome assembly. Lineage: Eukaryota; Viridiplantae; Streptophyta; Magnoliopsida; Brassicales; Brassicaceae.
GGCCAACAAAUCAGACAAGAAAAUUAGGGUUUGAGAGGAAGAGAAAGACGAAGAAGAAGAAGAAUCUUCGUACAAAAUCGCCUUCCGUCCUUUAAUGGCGAUAACGACGACUAUCUCUUCCUUCUCCCUUUCUCUUCCUCAAUUCACCUUCCGUAACAAACCCGCAAACCCUUCUCCUUUCCUCUUCCUCCUCCCUCGUCUCACCUCGCGCUUCCGUCCCCUCACUCUCACCGCCUCCUCAACUUCUUCCUCCAACAAUUUCAGCAGCGACGAUGGUGCCUUCUCCCUCGACGAUUUCACUCUCCAUUCCGAUUCUCGAUCACCACCUAAUAAGAAGUGCUUACUUGCAGAUCUUAUCCAAGAGAUUGAGCCGUUAGAUGUGAGUCUGAUUCAGAAAGAUGUUCCACUCACGACUUUGGAUGCAAUGAAAAGAACAAUCUCAGGGAUGUUGGGUCUUCUUCCUUCUGAUAGGUUUCAGGUUCAUAUCGAAUCUCUUUGGGAGCCUUUGUCUAAGCUUUUGGUCUCUUCCAUGAUGACUGGGUAUACAUUGCGGAAUGCUGAGUACCGGCUUUUUCUUGAAAAAAACCUUGACAUGGAUGACGAGGACCUGGAAAGCCACUCUACAGAAAAUACUGAAUACAAUUUGAAAGGGACUGAUACCGAACCAGAUGUCAAUUGUGAUGAAAAUAAUGGUUCAUCCACAAAGGAUAGCAAAACGCAAAGCCUCUCUGAAAUGAUUGAUAAAGAAGGUCUUGGCAGAGUAUCUUCUGAAGCUCAAGAAUAUAUCUUCCGUCUGCAAUCACAAUUGUCUUCUAUGAAAAAGGAAUUACAAGAAGUGAGGCGCAAAAACGCUGCUCUUCAAAUGCAGCAGUUUGUUGGCGAAGAGAAGAAUGAUUUGUUAGACUAUUUAAGAUCAUUGCAACCUGAGAAGGUAGCUGAGUUGUCAGAACCCGCGGCUCCUGAGGUGAAAGAGACGAUCCACUCUGUUGUUCACGGUCUUCUCGCAACCCUAUCACCGAAAAUGCACUCUAAAUUGCCAACAUCAGAAGCUCCACCUACUACUGAAACUGUAAAUGCAAAAGGCGAUGAAGAUUGUGCUGAACUUGUAGAGAACACUUCGCUUCAUUUCCAGCCUCUGAUCUCACUGACCCGAGAUUACCUUGCUCGUCUUCUCUUCUGGUGCAUGCUGUUAGGACACUAUCUCAGAGGUUUGGAAUAUCGAAUGGAACUAAUGGAGGUUCUAAAUUUGACAUGCGAUGCUAAUGGGUCUGAAAACGUUGCUUGAAGCUAUCUUUAUGUAUCUCAAUAUCGUCUUAAAUGUUUUGUAUCAUUGGCCUUUGCUUACAUCAAAGUGUGCAAGUGGAGUGUGGCCAGCGUUGGAGGUUUAGCCCAUGCACAUAUAUGCAAUUUGGAGUUAGCCUGACGAUUCAUGUGCAAGGAAAAGAGAUUGCUCUUGCUAAACUUUGUUGUGUUGCAGUAUUGUAUUACUGGACUUGUAAAGCAAUAAAGCUAAGUGUAACUGUAUUUGGGAAUAUACUUGUUUGAUGAAGGAAAGAAAUGCGAGUGCUCUUAAUC